Messenger RNA from Recurvomyces mirabilis, 882 nucleotides. RefSeq lists its product as uncharacterized. The transcript is spliced from 2 exons. NCBI's taxonomy places the organism in Eukaryota, Fungi, Ascomycota, Dothideomycetes, Mycosphaerellales, Teratosphaeriaceae. The record is from RefSeq and is a predicted model, not a curated record. The coding region runs from base 1 to 882 and encodes 293 amino acids.
AUGACGAUCGAUCUUGUUUAUCUAAUUAACGACUCUCGUAGAUCGUCGCGACGGCAGGAUCAUCUAGCUCGCGCACACACGGCCAGGAGGAAUCGGCGCCAGCAAAAUGCGCACAGAAUAUCACCUCCAGCCUCGGGAGAACCAUCGGAUGGCCACGUAGGAUAUUCCUUGGCCAGCUGCCAGUCGACAAUACUUGUGGCAACAUCAUCAGAUCAGGAACGUCAGCAUGUCCCACCUGCAGCAAGUCCACGAACGGUCUCGCCCGUGUUCGGCGCUCUAUCUGUGGGCACCUUCGACGUUGCCCUCGCACAUGGCAAGGGCGAGACUAUCGCGUACUACUGCCAGUCUGUCGUCAUCAACUACAUGUCCAUAGCUGAUACAAAGUGGUUCUUUGAGGCAUACUGUCGAUGUCCCGUCGCAUUCCACGCCAUACACUACUCCGUAGCCAACCAUCGCGAUAGAGUCGUAGGACGAUUGCUGGAAACGAAAUCCGCCAAGACUAUACGACACAAGGUCAACGCACUACGUCUACUCAGUCUCGCUAUCUCAGAAUAUCAAACGGAUUCCACAGACAUAGGCUGGCUGCUGCUCGCCCUGACCGCUCUGAUGAGGAACGAACCUACCCAGGAUGAUCUGCAGCCUGACAAGCUGCUCGCGUUCAAACCGUGGACACGGGACCUCAAUAACGCCGCCGUCUUCGGAAGAGGAAAGUUUGGCCAGACUUUAGCACUUCAUACCAAGGCUUUUGAGCAGAUUCUCCCAGCUCGGGGCGAUAUGCUCACCAAGCUCCCUCGUGGACUGGCGAAGUCGAUUGCCGGGUUGGUAUCAUACGAAUCCGCAGCAUAUCACGUGGUUAGGCUGACGAGCGCUGCAUUGCAAUAG